Molecule: messenger RNA, 3435 nt
Organism: Cucurbita pepo subsp. pepo (vegetable marrow)
Lineage: Eukaryota; Viridiplantae; Streptophyta; Magnoliopsida; Cucurbitales; Cucurbitaceae
Product: receptor-like kinase TMK4
Biological process (GO): protein phosphorylation
Molecular function (GO): protein binding; ATP binding; protein kinase activity
Source: RefSeq, a predicted model, not a curated record
AUUGAUGGGCGAAAAGGACAAAGCAAGCCGUGUUAGGUUCAAAGGAAGGAGACCCGACGAACGAGAGAAACAGACAGUCGUAAAGGCCCCCUUCUCUGCUUUUCACGAUCAUACCCACUUCCCCCAUCUACCUUUCACUGCUCCUCUUACGAAACAGAGCUUCGGUUUUCAGGUGUUCGUAAUCUUUUUGCCAUUUUUCUGAUCUGGGCUAUGCUUAUUUCGACUUCAAUCCUUUCCAAUUCAUGAGAUUUUGCAGUGCAUUGCGAUUUAUUCUUCAACAUUUUUGUUUACUUCUUUAAUGGAAAUGAUGGAUUACAAUUUGGGGCUCUGUAUCUCUCUGGUUUUGUUAUGCACAUCAACUGUUUGUUUUUGUGCCACUGACCUAAGUGAUGUCAAAAUCUUGAAUGACUUAAGAAUGGGGUUAGAAAAUCCAGAGCUUCUCAAAUGGCCUGACAAUGGAGAUGACCCAUGUGGGAUUCCUCCAUGGCCUCAUGUUUAUUGUGCAGGUGAUAGAGUUUCUCAGAUUCAGGUUCAGGGCUUGGGUCUAAAAGGACCCUUGCCUCAGAAUCUUAACCAGUUAUCUAAGCUCUCAAACUUGGGUCUCCAAAAGAACAAGUUCAAUGGGGCAUUGCCUUCUUUCAGUGGCUUAUCAGAGCUGGAAUUUGCUUACUUAGAUUUCAAUGAGUUCGACACGAUCCCUUUAGAUUUCUUCAAUGGAUUAACCAACAUUAGGGUAUUGGCUUUGGAUUAUAAUCCUUUCAAUGCCACUGCUGGAUGGUCUCUUCCUGAUGAGCUUGCUAAGUCGGUUCAGCUGACGAAUCUUUCAUUGGUUCAUAGCAAUCUAGUUGGGCCUGUCCCUGAGUUUUUGGGGACAUUGCCAUCAUUGACAGCUUUGAAGCUUUCUUACAACCGGUUAACUGGUCCAAUUCCUGAAAGUUUUGGGCAGUCUUUGAUGCAGAUUCUAUGGCUGAAUGAUCAGGAUACCGGAAUGACCGGUUCGAUCGAUGUUGUUCCGUUGAUGACUUCUUUGACUCAGCUAUGGCUACAUGGAAACAAAUUCUCAGGGGUGAUCCCUGAAAAUAUUGGGGAGCUAGCAGCUUUGUCUGAUCUUAAUCUCAAUAGAAACCAACUUGUUGGUCCGGUUCCUGAGAGCUUGGCCAAGAUGAACCUUGACAAUCUGGUCCUCAAUAAUAACUUUCUAAUGGGUCCGAUACCGGAGUUCGAGGCUCGUAAUGUUACUUAUGAUUACAACUAUUUUUGUCAGUCUAAACCAGGUCUACAAUGUGCCCCAGAAGUUACUGCACUUUUGUAUUUUCUUGGCAGUCUGAAUUAUCCUAUACGUCUUGCAUCGGAGUGGUCGGGUAAUGAUCCAUGCCAAGGGCCUUGGUUGGGACUUAGUUGCAAUCCUGAGUCCAAGGUUUCGAUGAUCAAUCUGCCCAAGCGAGGACUUCUUGGUACUUUGAGUCCUUCUAUAUCGAACUUAGAUUCGUUGAUCGAAAUUCGAUUGGCUGGCAAUAAUAUUAGUGGUAUAGUUCCUCAGAAUUUUACGAGUUUGAAAUCUUUGAGGUUGUUGGAUUUGACUGGAAACAAUUUCGAGCCUCCUUUACCGAAAUUUCGAGAUGAUGUUAAAGUUUUAACGUUGGGAAAUCCUUUUUUGGUUUCUAAUCAUUCUGCAGUGCCUCCUUUACCGAUUACACAUCCACCACUUACCAGUGUGUCGCCUCCCCUAGACGAUCCCUCAGGUGAUGCGUCAUCGAGGAGUCCAGUUCCUGGAUCUCCAAUUACAGUAAGGAAUUCCUCUUCAUCUGUCCAUGUCGAAACUGAGAUGCAAAAGUCUUCGAAGACGAGAAGAAUUAUGUACGUGGUUGCCACGGUUCUCAUUAUAGUCAUGAUAUUUCUAUCAGCAUUGUUCUGUAUCUUCUGCUUUAGGAGGAGAAAACGAGCUGCCGAAUCUCCAACUUUUGUGGUGCACCCGAAAGAUCCCUCGUACCCUGAAAGCAUAGUUAAGAUUUCUGUGUCGAAUAAGAACACAGGAAACGUAUCGAAUCAAACGGGAACUAGCAUGACAAGUACUAAUAGUGGUGGAACUGAGAGUUCUCAUGUGAUUGAGGAUGGGAAUUUGGUUGUAGCUGUUCAAGUUCUCCGCAAGGUGACCAAUAAUUUUUCCCUCGAAAAUGAGCUCGGCCGAGGUGGCUUUGGAACGGUCUAUAAAGGUGAGUUGGAGGACGGGACGAAAAUAGCAGUGAAGAGAAUGGAGGCUGGAUCAAUCAGUAAUAAAGCAUUAGAAGAGUUUCAAUCCGAAAUCGCAGUUCUUUCACAUGUUAGACAUCGACAUUUGGUAUCGCUUUUGGGGUAUUCCAUAGAAGGAGCUGAAAGGCUUCUUGUAUAUGAGUAUAUGUCUCAAGGUGCUCUUAGCAAGCAUCUCUUCCAUUGGAAAAGUUUUAAAUUGGAGCCUCUACCUUGGAUGACUCGGCUGACGAUUGCGCUCGAUGUUGCCCGGGGAAUUGAAUAUCUACAUGGUUUAGCCCGACAAACCUUCAUACAUCGAGAUCUUAAAUCGUCUAAUAUUCUUCUGGACGAUGAUUUUCGAGCAAAAGUUUCAGAUUUUGGACUCGUGAAGUUGGCUCCAGAUGGGGAGAAGUCUGUAGCAACUAAGCUUGCUGGUACAUUUGGAUACCUAGCACCUGAGUAUGCAGUGAUGGGGAAGAUCACUACAAAAGCUGAUGUAUUCAGUUUCGGCGUGGUGCUAAUGGAGCUUUUGACCGGAAUGAUGGCAUUGGAUGAGGAGCGACCGGAGGAAAGCCGGUACUUGGCCGAAUGGUUUUGGCGAAUCAAGUCGAACAAAGAAAAGCUAAUGUGUGCGAUCGAUCCAUCUCUAUCGGUAAACGCCGAGGUGUUCGAGAAGGUCUUCAUAAUCGCUGAAUUGGCAGGACAUUGCACAGCUAGAGAGCCAACUCAUCGGCCCGACAUGGGACAUGUGGUGAACGUGCUUUCGCCUUUGAUCGAGAAGUGGAAACCAAUUGACGACGAUGCGGAUAGUAUGUCGGGGAUUGAUUACAGUCUACCGCUUCCUGAAAUGUUAAAGGUAUGGCAGGAAGCAGAGAGCGGGGAGACGAAGUUUAGGAGCCUUGAAGACAGUAAGGGAAGCAUUCCCGCCCGACCCACCGGAUUUGCAGACUCCUUCACCUCUGUUGAUGGAAGAUGAGUAAACUCCACAUUGCAAAGGAACUAUUACCAUCUACCUCAGCUGAAUAUAAGUUAAUCAGUUAAAAGCAGUUGGAGCUGGGUUUAUGAGCUUUUGAUUUCACUCUUUGUUUUGUUUUGUGUUCCUUUAUUUAUGUCAUGCUUUCUUUAUACAAAGCUUUUUACUGUGUAAAAAAUUGUUAGCUGAUUGGAAAUAUCAUUAAUAUUAUCAAAUAUAAGCUUAUAAUUAUA